Molecule: messenger RNA, 944 nt
Organism: Leucoraja erinaceus (little skate)
Lineage: Eukaryota; Metazoa; Chordata; Chondrichthyes; Rajiformes; Rajidae
Gene: steep1
Product: STING1 ER exit protein 1
Exons: 7
Coding region: 101-769 (222 amino acids)
Source: RefSeq, a predicted model, not a curated record
GGCCAGGCCGCGCUCCCACAAUGCCCCGCGGCCCGCCGUCCAAGAUGGCGGCCGGCGAAUGAGCGUUACCCCGGCGACGGCCCCGCUCUGACCGCCGAAGAUGCCGAAAGUGGUGUCCCGCAGCGUGGUGUGCUCCGACACCCGCGACCGAGAGGAGUACGACGACGGCGAGAAGCCGCUGCACGUCUACUACUGCCUGUGCGGACAGAUGGUGCUGGUCCUCGAUUGCCAUUUGGAGAAACUUCCCAUGAGACCACAAGAUAGAGCACGUGUCAUCGAUGCAUCCAAACAUGCUCAUAAAUUCUGUAAUGCUGAGGAAGAUGAGACCAUUUACCUACGACGGCCACAAGGAAUAGAGAAGCAAUUUAGGAAAAAAUGUGGAAAGUGUGGGCUGCUUCUCUUUUAUCAGCACCAACAGAAGAAUACUCCAGUUACUUUCAUUGUGGAUGGUGCUUUGGUGAAAUUCGGCCAAGGGAUUGGUACCACAAAUAUAUAUAGUCAAAAACAGGAACCUCCGAAGAAGGUGAUGAUGACAAAGAGGACCAAAGACAUGGGCAAAUUCAGCUCUGUCACUGUAUCCACUAUUGAUGAGGAGGAAGAGGAGAUUGAAGCGAGGGAGAUUGCUGACUCCUAUGCACAAAAUGCCAAGGUGAUUGAGAAGCAACUCGAGCGGAAAGGCAUGAGCAAGAAGCGACUGCAAGAACUGGCUGAGCUGGAGGCCAAGAAAGCCAAGAUGAAGGGAACCUUGAUUGACAAUCAGUUCAAAUGAAUAGUGGAUUCAUGGAAGCGGAUCCCUGCCAUAAUACAUAAAGUACAAACUAGUAGCAACAAAGCGAUUCUGUCACUUAUUGGGCCAGUUGUCAACUUAAGCAAGGUCAUUGUGCUUUAUUCCAUGUCAUCUAUGGAGACUGAAAUGGUGGGGAGAAUAAAAACACGUUUUUUUA